Molecule: messenger RNA, 1856 nt
Organism: Somion occarium
Lineage: Eukaryota; Fungi; Basidiomycota; Agaricomycetes; Polyporales; Cerrenaceae
Source: the annotation of a GenBank genome assembly
AGAUAGAGUAGAGCUGUAAAUAAACAAACUGUAUUCAGUGUAACAGCGCCACUCUGUAAAUCAUUUCUCCUUUAUGCUUUCAACGGCUAGACCUUAGGGGCUUGGACGAGAACACAACCACUACGGCCUUCAGCUGUUCCAGACAAAGCGAGGUUGAGUUUCUGGCGUUUCGUGAAGAACUUGGACAAAGGUCUCAGGUAUAUAUAAGAAAGAUGUUCGUUAACUCUCCCCUAUCUCUUCCGUUCUCAGGCCCACCACCGUUCAGAAUCAGCCAAGGAUUUUUCCAAAAUGAGCACAAAACCUAUGCGACAACAAGUCGAAGAGUACAUUGUCGAGUUGCAAGACAAUAUUGUCUCUGCAUUGGAAAAAUUAGACCCGAAUGCACCUGCGUUCAAGCGGGAUUCGUGGAUUCGUGCCCAAGGGGGACGGGGCUUGUCCUGUGUCUUUGCUCUACCCCCUCCUGAUUCGAGUACUCCUGCUCAAUCUCAAAAUUCAGCCCUCGAGAAGGGCGGGGUCAAUAUCUCGGUCGUCCAUGGCAACCUUCCCCCUGCCGCAAUAAAGCAGAUGAGAGCCGAUCACACUUCCGUACCUUACGAUCCCGAUUCACAGAACAGUCUUCCAUUCUUUGCCGCAGGCCUAAGCCUUGUAAUCCACCCUCGCAACCCACAUGCUCCGACUGCGCAUGCCAACUAUCGCUAUUUCGAGAUUACGGAGGCCGAGAAGGAAGGAAAAGCAGGAAAAGUGGUUGCGUGGUGGUUUGGUGGAGGAUGCGAUCUAACGCCGUCCUAUCUGUACGAAGAAGAUGGGGUUCACUUCCACAAGACGUUGAAGGAUGCCUGCGACCCACAUGGGAAGACCCUGUACCCCUCUUUCAAGAAAUGGUGCGACGAGUAUUUUUAUAUCCUUCAUCGCAGUGAAGCCCGUGGUAUUGGUGGCAUCUUCUUCGAUGAUUUCUCCAAUGAGCCUCACAAACACCUUCCCGACGACCAGCCUCGUCCGAGGACGCCAGACGAGAUCUUCGCCUUUAUCAAAGCCGCCGGGAACGCUUUCGUUCCCUCAUAUCUGCCUAUCCUCGAGCGUAGGAUCAAUACGCCUUACUCGGAUCACGAACGGAGGUGGCAACUCAUUCGAAGGGGUCGAUAUGUCGAGUUUAACUUGAUCUACGACCGGGGAACGAAAUUUGGGCUUCAAACCCCUGAAGCCAGGAUCGAGAGUAUCUUAAUGAGUCUUCCAGAGACGGCGCGCUGGGAGUACAUGAGCGAUUUGGGCUCGGAUGAAGCAAGUGAGGAGGGUAAGCUGUUGAAAGUAUUGCGAACCCCUCGGGAGUGGGUAUAAGGAUACGCGGUAUGACGAAAUUCACAAAUGUAUUAAUCCAUUCACGUCUGAAGUAUUAAUACACUUCCGAGACACCUUGAGGUUCGAGCCGACUGUUUAUUGUCCAUGUUUCCUCGUAAACGGUGCUGAUGCAUAGAUGACCCCUCUAUCGAAAAAUAAUACAGUCCGUGUAACUUUCUGUCUCGACGUACUUGUUUCAUCUACGUCUCCGUCACCAAUGCCCUAUGGAUAGGUAACUUGCAGACGUGGAACUGAUUUCGAACCUGUCAACAUUGCUCGGCAUUCUUACACCCAAUAUCAAUCGAUUGCUAUUUACUGGCCAUAAUUCACUCGUCAAAGGAUUCCGUGUGUGCAUAUGGCUACGUAAUUCAUUCAAGGUUUCUGUGCUCAGGGUUCUGAGGCAAGCUUCUUGGUUCACAAUCAGCCUGGGCCUUACGCCUGUAACAAUGUUCUGCAUAUCGUUGAUACCUUGCCCUAUGAUGGCGUUUUGUUUCGCGAAUCAAGGAAAGUAAUCAAUGAAG